Molecule: messenger RNA, 676 nt
Organism: Contarinia nasturtii (swede midge)
Lineage: Eukaryota; Metazoa; Arthropoda; Insecta; Diptera; Cecidomyiidae
Exons: 3
Coding region: 91-609 (172 amino acids)
Biological process (GO): proteolysis
Molecular function (GO): aspartic-type endopeptidase activity
Source: RefSeq, a predicted model, not a curated record
CUGUAGAGUCAAAUUAAAAUUCUUUUCACACAGUUCUCGCACACAUUUGAUGGAACUGUUUACGACGUGAAGUUUGUUCGAAAAAAAAAAAUGACACCGUUCACCAUGCUCGUGGUUGCACUGGAAAUCGUUUCUGUGAAAGCCGGAUCUUGUGGAUCUUCGAGUGGCAGUGAAAAAAAGAAAAACAUCCAUACAACGGAUAUAAUAAUUGAAAAUAACUUACCAUGCGCGAUUUUUGAUACAAAUGCAACGAUUCGUCCGAUUAAACUAAUGAUAGACACUGGAUCAACAAUGACCAUAGUUGCAUCAGAUGUACUAAAAAAGGGAGUCAUUAAUACAAGGGAUCGUACCUCAUAUGGCGGAUUGGGCACAUCGACCGGAAUAAAUACACUCGGAGUUGCAUGGGUGGCUCUACCGUUCACAGGUGAAGUCAAUGUUACAAUUGACGCAAGAAUGAAUCUAGUCGAUCGGAAAUUUACACAUGAGUGGGACGGCAUUUUGGGAGCUGAUGUCAUGCUUCACUAUCGAUUAGUAUUGGAUAUUCCCACCCAAAAAUUGAUUUACAACACAAAGAAUAAUAGCAAUUUAUUAAAUGCUUUAUGUAAAUAAUAAAUGCUGUACGAAUCCACUCAUGAAACCUUUAACGAAUAAAAUGAAUAUUUUUGCCAAUUCUGAA